AUGAAUGCACUGGCAGCAAAAGACCCUCACUUCUUCUGUCGAUUCACAACAGAUUCAGAAGAUAGGAUGGUGGACAUGUUUUGGCGAGAUGGGCAUUCAUUUGUUGACUAUCAGUGUUAUGGGGAUGUGUUGAUAUUUGACAGCACUUACAAAACCAAUGUCUACAACAGGCCAUUGGUUUUGUUUGUUGGGACGAAUAAUCAUCGGGGUAGUAUUGUCUUCGGUGCUGCUCUUCUUUCAGAUGAGACCGUGGAGACUUACACUUGGUUGCUUAGAAAAUUCCUGGAUUCGAUGAACGGGAAAAUGCCAAAGGCUGUAAUCACAGACGAAGACGAGGCCAUGCAUAUUGAAAUUCGAACCGUGAUGCCGGAAGCAAGGCACCGUCUCUGUAUUUGGCACAUAGGUCAAAAUGCUAAUGGCCACUUAAAGUUAGCGAAAAAGUUGAAGGCUUUCAACAGGUGCAUUAGGAAGUAUCAAACGGUUGUGCAAUUUGAUAGGUUGUGGCAGGAUAUGCUAGACGAAUUUGAUCUCCACGACAAUGAUUGGAUCAACAGUAUGUAUGAAAAGAGAGAUAAGUUUUGUCAAGCAUUCUUCCGUGAUAUAUUUAUGGCCGGCAUGAGAAGCACACAAAGGUGUGAGAGAAUGAAUAAAGACUUCAAGCUUGUCCUAUCGAAAAGCAAAACCUUUGUGCAGGUUGUUUCGUUGGUGGACCGAACACUUAUGAGAAUUAGAAACAAUCAAGAAAGGGAUGAUUUCAACACUAUGAAUUCAUUUCAUAGUGCGAAAACUCACUUGGAAGAUUUAGAGAAACAAGCAUCUUCUGUAUUCACACACGACGUGUUUAAGUGGAUUUUUAGGGUGAUCAUGAAAGAGGCUCAUAUCACACUAAAGCAAGGAACAGAAUGUCAUGAAGAUGGUUCCCGGGUUUACAAGGUAUCAGUUUACAAGCGUCCUAAUUUUGAACACACUGUUACCUACUACCCUUGGAAAGAGACUGAAAGUGCAGCAGACCUGAUUAUGGUGUGCUCUUGCGGAAUGUUUGAGUAUAGGGGAGUGCCGUGUCGUCACAUGUUCUCGGUGAUGAAAGAAAACAUCUUUCAUCUUCACAAGUCAUUGAUAGUGAAGAGGUGGUCGAGGGACGCAAGAAGUGUUUGUGAAAUCCUAUAUCCAGACAAAGAAAUGCCCCAAGAAGCCGUGCAAGUGAGCAUGUAUGGUGCUUUGACUGCUGAUUGCAAUCGGUUGUGCUUUUAUGCUUCAAAGACGCAAGAAGCCUACAACAUGUUGAAGAUGGAGAUCGAUAGACUAGCAGCAAUUAUGGAAGGUUUGGCGAGUGAUCAAGAAAAAGUGCAAGGGCUAGUUAUUCCUAAUGAUCGAGCUAACGUGAUUAUCUUGUCUAUAGGGGCGCUUAUCAAUGCUCACGGACCAUUCUAUAGAAGACUUGUAGAAGUAGGAAUGGGUCAAUUUCAGUUUCGCCUAAAGUCGUACCCGUGGAUCAGGGAUGACGUCGAGCUAACAUGCAACAAUAGGAACUACAUCAUAUUUGGCACUGGUUGGCAGGAGUUUGUGAAGGCCUAUGAAAUCCAUCCCAACGAUUGGGUUCAUCUGAGGUUCGUUCCAGAAAGUCGCAGCAUUGUUGUGAUGGCAUUUCGCUGGGUAGAUAGGGUCCGCUAUGCUGCCACUCAAGCACCUGUGCCAAGCCUUGAUCCUCAUCCAUCUUCUUCUUCUGAAAGUACAUAA
Fragaria vesca subsp. vesca is the source of this 1737-nucleotide messenger RNA. Its product is annotated as protein FAR1-RELATED SEQUENCE 5-like. Gene Ontology annotation, molecular function: zinc ion binding. NCBI's taxonomy places the organism in Eukaryota, Viridiplantae, Streptophyta, Magnoliopsida, Rosales, Rosaceae. The record is from RefSeq and is a predicted model, not a curated record. The coding region runs from base 1 to 1737 and encodes 578 amino acids. Gene Ontology annotation, biological process: regulation of DNA-templated transcription. The transcript is spliced from 4 exons.